AUGGCUGGUUCUGCAUCAUCUUCAUCAGUGAACAAGAGCCUGCCGUAUAUGUAUUGUCAGUGUGGCACCAAAAUGAGGAUUUUCACUUCGUGGACAAGGAAGAAUCCCGGUAGGAGAUUUGUGAAAUGCCGCAAUAUUAAAACAAGGUCUUGUACAAGCUUUAACUUCAUCGAUGACGAGCUUCCCAGUGAAUAUUACAAGGAUUUGUUUUAUGAACUUCAUGAAGAAGCCAAAAACUCAGUUGGUAGUGCAGAACAACAAGAAGAUUCUAAUCUCCAAAUGUUGCAAGCAAUGAAGGAAUUGACUUUACCUAAGCCAAAGUCGAAUGACAUUGACAAAGUAUUCUAUCUUUUGAUUGGAGUUAUUGCAAUAUUAAGCAUUGUAAUAGUGGUGCUGGUGUUAUAG
Molecule: messenger RNA, 405 nt
Organism: Erigeron canadensis
Lineage: Eukaryota; Viridiplantae; Streptophyta; Magnoliopsida; Asterales; Asteraceae
Exons: 2
Coding region: 1-405 (134 amino acids)
Molecular function (GO): zinc ion binding
Source: RefSeq, a predicted model, not a curated record